UUGUACACCAUCCUUGAACCCGCAGUUGUCAACGAGGAAGAAGCACCACAAAACCUGACGAAAUUUACAUCCAGUUGCUGCGGAGUGAACUUUUGCCAACAGAAAAGUGUCCGUAAUUCGCACGCAAUCAGCGAAACUUGUAGCGCAAACCCGUCAUGGCAACCCUCAGCACACGAAAUCUGUCGAAAUUCGCCUCGCUCGUGCCGGCCCUUUCGAGAAUCGUCCUCCGGCCAUCAUCGGGGACGUGUUCCGUCAGCGGACGCCGAUGGUUCUCGAGCGAAGAGGCGCCCAAAAAUACCGAAGAACUCCCGGAAAGCGAACGUAAACUGGUCGGCGAAAAUGUCGAGCUGAAGAAGGAGCUGGAGGCGGUCACCGCCAAGACGAAGGAACUUGACGAUAAAUACAAGCGCGCACUGGCCGACGGAGAAAACCUGCGGAGGCGGCUCACCAAGCAAAUCGAGGACGCAAAACUGUUUGGCAUCCAGGGCUUCUGCAAGGAUCUGCUAGAGGUGGCCGAUAUUCUGGGACACGCGACGGAAGCCGUUCCGAAAGAGGAGAUUUCCGACAGCAACCCGCACCUGAAGAACCUGUACGAGGGUCUGACGAUGACCAAGGCGCAGCUGAACCAGGUCUUCAAACGGCACGGCCUGGAACAGGUCAACCCGUUGAACGAAAAGUUUAACCCAAAUCUCCACGAGGCACUGUUUCAGCAGGAGGUGCAAAACGUCGAACCCAACACGGUGGUCGUGGUUAGCAAAAUCGGGUACAAAUUACACGAGCGUUGCAUACGACCAGCCCUAGUGGGAGUUUCAAAGGGAUAAAUUAACGCUGAACAGCAGAAUUGGUGUGCGCACAUUUGCCGAGAACAACGCGGAGGGCGAUUAGAGUUAGAACCGUUAUUCACUAGAUCAGCAGCACCGGCACCGUCGUCGUUAGCAAGCAUCGCAAAUCAUUCCAAGUCCGUUGCUGGUCUGCAAAGAAGCAGCAGGGUGGAGAGCCGAAAUCACACGAAUAUGAUUGCAUUUGUGAUUAGAUCGAAUCAUAUCCAUUGUUUUCGGAGAGGCUCUUCGGAUUAGUAUUCUUUUCGUUGCAAUGGACCUGGAGUGACUUAAUUCCAGUGACAAACUGUUACUUUUUUUUAGAGCUGGAACUACCCUCGAUCGUAACGCCGACGAUAGUGGUCGAAUGUGUUGAGAUGUGAAGAGCAAAACAUAAUAAGUUAAACUAA
Messenger RNA from Culex quinquefasciatus (southern house mosquito), 1228 nucleotides. It is a transcript of the gene Roe1, whose product is annotated as grpE protein homolog, mitochondrial. The coding region runs from base 156 to 821 and encodes 221 amino acids. Lineage: Eukaryota; Metazoa; Arthropoda; Insecta; Diptera; Culicidae. Gene Ontology annotation, cellular component: PAM complex, Tim23 associated import motor. The record is from RefSeq and is a predicted model, not a curated record. Gene Ontology annotation, molecular function: adenyl-nucleotide exchange factor activity; protein homodimerization activity; protein-folding chaperone binding. The transcript is spliced from 3 exons. Gene Ontology annotation, biological process: protein import into mitochondrial matrix; protein folding.